AGGCUAGAACAGUCGCAGUGAGAACAAACAGAAGAACGCAACACAAUGCUUUAAUCAGCAGCGUCGAGAUAACCUAUAGCCGUGGAGGGAGCGAUACAUGCGCAUUCCGGGUUUUACCCGGUCCUCUCUGAGCUCAUCCUCCCCUGUGCAUUCAAAGUUAGAGGCUCCAGCUGUACCCUUCGUCGCUUCAUGCAGCGUCAAGGUGAACACAAGAAGGGAGCAAGGAGCCUCUGCAUUAUUCGGCAAGGCGGAAUACGAAGUUACGGUCAGCUUGCGCCGCCACGUCGACUCAAGAGGCAACGACGGAGAACUUUAUUGUUCCCGUUCCACAAUUCCCGCAUUGUUCCGGCCGAAAGGGGAUCUUCAAAGCCUCGCCCGUUCGCUCGUGCUGUCAUGGAUGCCACGUCCACGCUGCGGGCGUUGCUCCUGCUAGGGGGUAACCUGGUAGCCGGACCCUUCGUCUACUGGCUGCACGUUCGGGCAGACGUGCGGCAAAGCUGGCCUGCGUACCAUCGUACGGCCCUGCUGUUUUCCGGGGGCGCGUUGUUCGGAAUAUCUUUGGUCGACAUGCUGUACUCCGGUUCUAGGAUGCUGAGCCAGAUCACGCCUUCCGACACGCCAGUGGCGGAAAUAGUUGUGUGCGUCGGUUUCGGGGUGGGCCUCUGCCUCCAGCAGUUGGCCGCUGUUCUCGUUGACUGGGCUGAACGCAGGAGAAUCCCUCGGAGCGUGUCAGCCACGGAAAGCACCAUGCUGUCUUCUUACUCAGAAAACGUCGACUACGGUGCCACUGAAUCCACCCGUGCCAUUCAUGGUAUGCGUCCAGGAGACAUGCCGCUGUCCCACGUGGACCUCUGGGCUUCCCUGACAAUCCUCGGAUGUAUCUGCGUCUACUUCCCGCUCCACUGCCUCAUUCUGGGUCGAGUAGCCGAUCAAGCCUCGGUCGAAGCCAGCGGCGGCUUCACGGCCGCCGAAGCGAACACCAUCCUGGGCUCCAUUGCGCUCGCCGUCGUGAUGUACUCCUCCGAUCCACGGCCGACGGCGCUCCUGGCAGCCUCACUGCUGCCGGCCGUACUGCCAGCUUUGGCCUACGCUUUCGGUUGCUUCACGGUCAAGUGGAGCGUCUCGCGGCUCUACGUGGGCAUUGCCGACACGUUCUGCUGCGGCGCGCUUCAGUGUGCGAGCGUUCUCGGUGUUGUGUGUCCCUACAGUCGAUCGGCUACCGGUUGUAAUUCGUUCCCACCCGUGGCGGCGGGUGUGGUGUGCUCGAUUCUCGUACGUUUUGCCCUUCCUGGUGUUUGGUGACGACGGUAUACGAACACUGCUGCGCGCUGCACACUUCACUUUUUCUGACACAUGGUGGCCCGCAUUGUGCUCAUUCCGUUCGCUCGUGGUCGACACGUUCUGCAAAUUCUCAGAAGGAGCUCGGAAGACGGCGUGUAACAUGUUGCAUGCUAGACUGUAGGGGAAGCCGAAAUCAACUGCAACAUCUGCACGCGGCUGCCAUUUUCUAAACAUAGGUGUUUAUGGUGCUGCGUGUGAAGACCUAAAAAAUAAGAAAGAAUAAGAAAGGUACGUUUCUACAACUGCAGCAACGGACUCAAGAACAACCCGUUUUCAAAGACGUUCGGGAAUACAUCCAAUGACUUUUUACUCGCACUAGUUUCAGCUAAUGUGAGUAGAAAGUGUGAGUACAACAAAGGCGGCAUCCUCCUACACGCAGCCUUCUUUCUAAACGUGUAGUGGACGGCUCACAGGUACUGGACAUCGUUCUCACAUGUAUGCAUUUACGUUCUUUUUCUUUUUCUUUUUCAAAUACCGCACCAUUGUUUACAGAUAUUGCUUCUCAAACUCAUACCAGAUUUUCCAGACGUUUACUGACAGCCUACUUUUCCUUUUACCUAUCGCGGUUUGCGUUCAUGCGGAUAGUGCUGCAUUUAAAAUAUGAAGUUGCUUUUUGCCUAGUUGGAAAAAACUGAAUAAUCUAUUCUCUUGUCGCUUCUUACUGUGUGUUUCCUAAUACAGCGAUGGAGGCUUUAAUGUUCAAGGACACUCGAGAAAAAACUGCUCACCGUCGAUAACAGUAGAACGAAUCAUGCAGAAGCGCCGCCAUGGAACAUGCCGUAGAACGUUGCAUGGAGCAAGCCAAAGGAUUUAGUAAUACUAAGCUCUAGUCACAAGCGAGCGCUUUGAUUUCAUGACCGAAAUGCGCUGUGAGAUUUAUUUGUACGUGAACGCAUACUGUACAUACAUUAGCAAAUACUCACGAAACGUUGUGAUGUGUAUGUGUAUGUCGCGUCUUCGGUUUUUCAGAAGUAAGAAACUCGGCGCAAACAUCAUGCACGUAUAGCUUUAUUUUGACGGUUUCACUUUUCGUCGAUUCACGAGCGCAUCUUGAUUACUAUCUCGAGGCAUUCAAUGUACUGAAGGAAAACCGGUAUAGUUACCGGGGGCGUGGUAUUUGUUUUCUUAUGUGAAAAAAAAAUAAAUUGUGAUCUCCAGAACAGAUUCA
Dermacentor albipictus is the source of this 2509-nucleotide messenger RNA. RefSeq lists its product as uncharacterized. Lineage: Eukaryota; Metazoa; Arthropoda; Arachnida; Ixodida; Ixodidae. The record is from RefSeq and is a predicted model, not a curated record.